Messenger RNA from Paramecium sonneborni, 779 nucleotides. Lineage: Eukaryota; Ciliophora; Oligohymenophorea; Peniculida; Parameciidae. The record is from the annotation of a GenBank genome assembly.
AUGGCUUAUUUGGAAAACUAAUUAGUUGAUAAAACUUUUGGAGAACUUAAAAUAAGCCUGAAAUUAAAUAGAUAAUUUUUAUUAUCAGUUAUGUUAUCGAAUUCAUCUUUUUAAUCUCUUCAAUUGUUGUUUUACACUAUAACAUUCAGUACCAUAAAUAAGACGAAUUCUAUUAGAAUAUAGGCUCAAUAGAAAAACAAGAAGGAAGAAUAAAUCGUUGAUUCACAAAUUUUAGUUUAAACUUAAUUAAUUAUCAUCAUCGGGGCUAUAAAUAUUAGACAACUCUUUGUUACUUAUUUAUAUUANAUUAAAAGAUAAAUUUGCAUAAGAGUAUCUUCCAUAAUGGAGAGGAGAAAUAUUAAAAAGAUAUUCAAUUGAAAAAUGAUCAAAUAGUUAUGUUGUAAAAUGAAAACAAUCAAUUGGUAAAGUUAAUAGAGAAUCUGAAACAUCAAUAAAGUAAUUUAUUGAAUAUAAUUUAAGUAAAUAAUUAAGGAAAAGAACAAAUAAAAGUAAAACAAUUGGAAUCAGAACUAAAGAAUUUAUAAUCAUUCAUAUAUGACAGUCCUCUUGUAGUUUUAUUUAAUCUUUUAGAGGAUCGAUUAUCAAAAUAAUAGUAAAAGAGCUUUGAGAAUAAGGGAAAAAUAAAGGAAUUUUGGUCAACCUAAUUAAAAUAAUGGAUAGAGGGAUUUGAAGAGUUAAAAUAAGCAUUUUCUGGAUUAAAGAUUCUAUUCAAGUAUGAUCUAAAAUAUGCUAAUUAAACAUCAUAAUAGAAUGAUUGA